Messenger RNA from Achroia grisella, 2028 nucleotides. RefSeq names its product DNA-directed RNA polymerase III subunit RPC6 (gene Polr3F). Gene Ontology annotation, cellular component: RNA polymerase III complex. Gene Ontology annotation, biological process: transcription by RNA polymerase III. NCBI's taxonomy places the organism in Eukaryota, Metazoa, Arthropoda, Insecta, Lepidoptera, Pyralidae. Bases 281 to 1174 code for a protein of 297 amino acids. The transcript is spliced from 4 exons. The record is from RefSeq and is a predicted model, not a curated record.
CAGUGAAGAAAUAGUAACUAAAUGUACUUAAUCAACAGGCUUUUUAAAAGCAUAGAUGUGUUGUUUAGUUUGAGUACUUUUGUAUGCUUUUCGUUUAAGAAAUAAGCACCCUUUAAUAUUAUAAAUGUUAUGAUAUUACAAGGACAUUGCUUCCAGAUCAGUGUAAUUAAUGUAAAAAAACUAUUAAAUUAUUUUUAUUCUUGAAAAUUAUAUCUACUAUUUAUAUGAAUAAAAUACUUUUUUCACCAAUCAAAGAUAGCAUUAUAUAUCUAUUGCAAUAAUGACUUCUAAUUCUUCAGAAGAAGUAAUUAAUGAAAAAAUUCUAAAUAUCGCAAAGAAAAAUCCCAAAGGUAUAACAGAUAAGGACAUCGCAGCUGCAUUACCUGACCUUUCUUCAGGAGAGCGUGUAAUAGUGAUAAAUAGAUUAUUACAGCAAGGUUCGAUAGAUUUGUUCAAACAAGGUGGUUCAUUAAUAUACAGAUUAAAAACACAGAUAAAUAAACAAGCUGUAAAAGGUGCAGACAAUGAAGAAAAAGUAGUUUUUAAUCUUAUUGAAGAAGCUGGUAACAAAGGUAUAUGGAUUCGGGAUAUUAGGGUUCGCUCCAACUUAGCAAAUACACAGCUUAAUAAAGUUCUCAAAAGUUUAGAAAGUAAGAAACUAAUAAAAGCCGUCAAAUGUGUUACUGCUUCAAAGAAAAAAGUAUAUAUGCUGUACAAUUUAGAACCAGAUAGAUCUAUAUCAGGUGGGGCUUGGUAUCAAGAUCAAGAUUUUGAGUCUGAGUUUGUGGACAUUUUGAACAGACAGUGCCUUAGAUUCCUGCAGCAAAGGGCAGACCAAAUAAAGAACAAUCCCCGUGGACCAAUUCUUGGAAGGACACAGUCUUAUGCCACUGCUGCAGAAGUACAAAAAUAUAUAGCUGAUUUAGGAAUUAGUAAUGUUAAGCUAGAAGUAGAAGAUGUGAUAACAAUAUUAAAUACAUUAGUGUAUGAUGGCAAAGCAGAAAGCACUGCAUACCCUGAUGGUAGCAAAUUGUUUCGUGCAAUAGAACCACUUCUACCUGCGCCCGGAUUAGUUCAAGUACCCUGUGGAGUUUGUCCUCUUAUACACAAAUGUUGUUCAGUAGGACUGAUUACACCACAAGAUUGCAUUUAUAUGAAUGAAUGGCUUGAUUAAUAAAUUUCCCUCUCAUACACAUGUACUAUUUAUGUUGAACAUCCCAUAUUAUACCAACUUCUAUUAAGAGUCAGAUUCCACAUGAACUACACUAAUAUCUUAGAUGUAGUAAUAGGAGGCAUUAUCAACUAUCACACUGUUCACAGCAUUGAAAUGGACAUAUUUACCUUUGAAUACUGUAUAUUUGAAUACAAGCAUUAAGAUACUCAUAACAAUGCACCAUAUCAGGAACCAAUCAUAAUGGCUUCAAUGGCAAUCGUGUGGACAUCAAUCUCAGUCCGCCUGAUAUGAUAACUUGGUAGCAAUGAGUUCAUUAGUCCCUAUUAUUAAUCUCAGUUUAACCAAAUUACUAGUAAGUAAUCAAAAUAAUAUAUAAUAUAAUAUAAAUACUAGGAGUAAACUGCAUUGUUCUAGUCAAAUUAAAACGAAAUGUAUAAUUGUAAUUUAUUAAUAGUAAUUCUAAACAAUUACAACUUCAUAAAAGUAGACUACAAUAAAUUAAUGAAUUCCAAAACCAAUUCAAAAUUUAUACUCUAUGUAAUUCAAGAGUUCUAUUUGAUGAUAUUUUGUAUCAUGAUGAUGAUUUGAGUAUUCUAAUUGAUGAUAUAUACAAAUAAUUACAUAUAAUUAUGUUAUUAGUUAUGUUUGCAUUAUUCUCAAAAAUAUGAUCUAUUAAAAAAAUGUACGCCAAUAAUGCACCAAGUUUAAGAACUACAAAGAAUAUAAAUUUAAUUGGACUUUGAUCCAAAACCAUAAAAUGUACCUAAGUGUAUAUUUAUACAUAUUUACAUGAAAAAUUAUGAAGCAGUCAUGUUGCCUCUUGCCAAUUUUUUUAUAACACCUAUAGUUGUGAA